This is a messenger RNA of Fundulus heteroclitus (mummichog), 1107 nucleotides long. RefSeq names its product muscle segment homeobox 3 (gene msx3). Gene Ontology annotation, molecular function: DNA-binding transcription factor activity, RNA polymerase II-specific; RNA polymerase II transcription regulatory region sequence-specific DNA binding. Lineage: Eukaryota; Metazoa; Chordata; Actinopteri; Cyprinodontiformes; Fundulidae. Gene Ontology annotation, biological process: embryonic morphogenesis; regulation of transcription by RNA polymerase II. Bases 178 to 921 code for a protein of 247 amino acids. Gene Ontology annotation, cellular component: nucleus. The record is from RefSeq and is a predicted model, not a curated record. The transcript is spliced from 2 exons.
AUGACAGAGAAACUUCAGGCUCUUCACUGAAGAGGAUGCGAGUCUGUGCGUAAAACUCCGAUUAUCACCAGCGGAUGCGCAUCGUCAUAAGAACCCCAGCGAUGACACUGAUCUUCUUAAAGUAAGCACAGGCAAGCAUCAGCAGCAGCGGGGAGCGCGGCGGAGAAAAGUGGUUGCAUGGCACCGCAGUCGUGCGUAAUGAAUCCUGCGCAAGGAUCACCGGCCUUGGAGACUUCUCGGGAUAAAGCCGCUGGUGGAGCUGGAGCCGAGGAGCUGGACAUGUCACCUAACAGGAGCUGUAAAACCAAAGGGUUAGACCUGCCUUUCAGCGUGGAGUCCCUCAUAUCGGACAGGACCUCUCCGUGCAGCAGCCUCCACUCCCCCGAGCUUGGCUCGGGCUGCGUCCGCGCGGAGGAGCUCGAGUGUGCGUCACCGAGACCGGUGUGUGUGUCCAAGCUGGAGGCGGUGGAUCUGAGCGACAAGGAGAGCACCUGGCUCCAGGAACCCUACCCUUCAAAUACAAGAAUCCCCAGCCCAACGACGUGCAACCUGCGGAAACACAAGAACAACAGGAAACCCAGGACCCCCUUCACCACCUCCCAGCUGCUCUCUCUGGAGAGGAAGUUCCGCCAGAAACAGUACCUGUCCAUCGCGGAGAGAGCCGAGUUCUCCAGCUCCCUGAACCUCACAGAGACCCAGGUCAAGAUCUGGUUUCAGAACCGCAGAGCCAAAGCCAAGAGACUGCAGGAGGCCGAGCUGGAGAAGCUGAAGCUGGCCGCCAAGCCGCUGCUGCCGCCGGCCUUCGCCUUCCCCUUCCCGCUGAGCGGCCCCCUGGGCGCAGCGCCUCUGUUCGGGGCCCGGCCAGCCUUCCCCGUCCCCGGACUACUCAGCAGGCCCUACGGGGUCUACUACAUGUCCUAACCCGCUGCUUUCUGGACGCCUCGUUUGGGAGAUCCUACUUCAAAUACAUUUUUAGAAAGAAAUAACAAAUGUUCCAAAAACAUAUAUAUAUAUAUCCACCCAAUCUGUUUUUUACAGCUCUUAUUAUACAUUUCAUAUGUCGUUAUAGUUGUGGGAAAUAUUGUUGCAUAAAUAUUUUUACAAGAA